This is a messenger RNA of Condylura cristata (star-nosed mole), 1647 nucleotides long. RefSeq names its product paired box 5 (gene PAX5). Gene Ontology annotation, molecular function: RNA polymerase II cis-regulatory region sequence-specific DNA binding; DNA-binding transcription factor activity, RNA polymerase II-specific. Gene Ontology annotation, biological process: anatomical structure development; regulation of transcription by RNA polymerase II. The record is from RefSeq and is a predicted model, not a curated record. Bases 82 to 1257 code for a protein of 391 amino acids. The transcript has 10 exons. NCBI's taxonomy places the organism in Eukaryota, Metazoa, Chordata, Mammalia, Eulipotyphla, Talpidae.
AAAAAAAAAAAAAAAAAAGGAAACACAAAAAAGUGGAAACUUUUUUUCCCUGUCCAUUCCAUCAAGUUCUGAAAAAUCAAAAUGGAUUUAGAGAAAAAUUACCCGACUCCUCGAACCGGCAGGACAGGACAUGGAGGAGUGAAUCAGCUUGGGGGGGUUUUUGUGAAUGGACGGCCACUCCCGGAUGUAGUUCGCCAAAGGAUAGUGGAACUUGCUCAUCAAGGUGUCAGGCCCUGCGACAUCUCCAGGCAGCUUCGGGUCAGCCAUGGUUGUGUCAGCAAAAUUCUUGGCAGGUAUUAUGAGACGGGGAGCAUCAAGCCUGGUGUAAUUGGAGGAUCCAAACCAAAGGUCGCCACACCCAAAGUGGUGGAAAAAAUCGCUGAGUAUAAACGCCAAAAUCCUACCAUGUUUGCCUGGGAGAUCAGGGACCGGCUGCUGGCAGAACGAGUGUGUGACAAUGACACGGUGCCCAGUGUCAGUUCCAUCAACAGGAUCAUCCGGACAAAAGUUCAGCAGCCACCCAAUCAGCCGGUCCCAGCUUCCAGUCACAGUAUAGUGUCCACGGGCUCCGUGACGCAGGUGUCGUCGGUGAGCACGGACUCGGCAGGCUCCUCGUACUCCAUCAGUGGCAUCCUGGGCAUCACGUCCCCCAGCGCGGACACCAACAAGCGCAAAAGAGAUGAAGGUAUUCAAGAGUCUCCAGUGCCGAACGGUCACUCGCUGCCUGGCAGAGAUUUCCUCCGGAAGCAGAUGCGGGGAGACCUGUUCACGCAGCAGCAGCUGGAGGUGCUGGACCGCGUGUUUGAGAGGCAGCACUAUUCGGAUAUCUUCACCACCACGGAGCCCAUCAAGCCUGAGCAGACCACUGAAUAUUCAGCCAUGGCCUCACUCGCUGGAGGACUGGACGACAUGAAGGCCAACCUGACCAGCCCCACCCCCGCUGACAUUGGGAGCAGCGUACCUGGGCCACAGUCCUACCCCAUUGUGACAGGCCGUGACUUGGCGAGCACGACCCUCCCUGGGUACCCUCCACACGUCCCCCCCGCUGGACAGGGCAGCUACUCAGCACCGACGCUGACAGGGAUGGUGCCUGGGAGCGAGUUUUCUGGGAGCCCAUACAGCCACCCUCAGUAUCCCUCGUACAACGACUCCUGGAGGUUCCCCAACCCGGGGCUGCUCGGCUCCCCGUACUAUUACAGCGCUGCCGCACGAGGAGCCGCCCCGCCUGCGGCGGCCACUGCCUAUGACCGCCACUGACCCUCGGAGCCAGGCGGGCGCCAAGCACUUAAAGCACAUAUCACUGAGGGCGAUAGCCUCCCAGCCCCUCUGACGACAGCAAGAGGGGCCCGACGAGACCAUCCCCCAGCCACCCCAAAUCACUGAAACUCCUGCCCCCCCUUUCCUGCCAGGGACUCUGGGGUUCUAGGGUAGGGCUAUUGGACUUCCACACACGUGUCUGUUUCUAAGAGUCAAUCGCGGAGCUUCUCCCAAUGGCAGCUGGGUCUCUGCAAACCAACCGACUGCUCUGCAGUCAACUGCAGCCCCUCCCUGCCCACCAGCCCCCAGCUAUCAGACUGCCUGCCUGUCUUGCCCGCCCCAGGCCUGGGAAAGACAGCUUGCUUUUGUUGCUUCAACAGCACCUAUGUA